CUCUAGUUCCGUUAGCGGCCGUUGAUCCAACGCCUCCUUGUUCGAGGAGACUCGAGGCCGCCGCGACCACGGAGCGACCUGCGCGACCCCCGGUCCCCCUGUCUGCAGCAGCCCAACCCGGCCACCGGUAGCAAGCUCAGCCCUUUGUUGUAGUCGGAGCUCCCGCGUUGUCUCCCGUCGGCUUUUAUUCAACCGUGCUGCGUGUAGAGUCCCCACCAUGGCGGCGAGCGCGAAGAGAAAACAGGAGGAGAAACACCUGAAGAUGCUGCGAGAGAUGACGAGUUUGCCCCCCAACAGAAAGUGCUUCGACUGCUACCAGCGCGGCCCGACCUACGCCAACAUGACCGUGGGCUCCUUCGUGUGCACCUCCUGCUCCGGCAUCCUACGAGGACUGAAUCCACCCCACAGAGUCAAGUCCAUCUCCAUGACGACCUUCACGCAACAGGAAAUCGAGUUCCUACAAAAACAUGGGAAUGAGGGAUGUAAACAGAUCUGGCUCGGCCUUUUCGAUGACAGAAUCUCCUCAGUACCAGACUUCAGAGAACCACCGAAAGUCAAGGAGUUCCUUCAAGACAAAUACGAGAAGAAGCGAUGGUACGUAUCUGCUGAUCAAGCCAAAGUAGUGGCAUCAGUCCAUGCUUCCAUCUCUGGAUCGUCAAACAGCAGCACCAGCAGCACCCCAGAGGUUAGACCACUCAAGUCCCUGCUUGGGGAGUCUGCCCCCUCCCUACACCUCAACAAGAACACCCCACCAAAUCAGUCUCCAGUGGUGAGCCGUGGACAAAUCCAUCAGCAGCAGUUCCAUGACAAGAAGUUUGACCUUCUCAGUGACUUGGGUGGAGACAUCUUCGCUGCCCCGCCUAAUAUGAACGCAGGCGCCAGCUCCAGUUUUGCUAACUUUGCACAAUUCAACAGCCACACAAAAGCACAAAAUGCCAACGCAAAUGUCGACUUUGCAAAUUUUGACGCAUUUGGGAGCACUUCUGCGACAUCAGGUGGUUUCCCCUCCGCACCUCAAGCCCCAUUCCAACCCUCAAAUACAGCAUUCACUGUGCUCUCAUCCAGCCGCAGUAUGGGUGAGUUUGCCACUGCUCUGCCUCUCCAGGGUGCACACAGUAGUGCCUCAGGGGGACUAGCAAAUGCCAAUUUUGCUAAAUUUGACAACUUCCACAAUUCGUGUAGUGCUGACUUUGGAGCCUUCAGUUCCUCUUCCCAGAGUAACUCACCAGGAGCUGGCAAAGAUGCUGUACAGAGUACUAGCCUCCCUGCUGAUAGAUACGCAGUCCUGGCUGACCUGGAUAACGUGUUUAGCUCUGCCAAAACAGAGCAAGGGGGUAUUCCGGUAGUGGCAAGCUCAGCCACAGCAGCUGGAGUGGGUGGUUUUCCUCAGAAGCAGCCAGCGGUGCCAACAGGGGGGGAUCGCUAUGCUGCUCUCGCUGAGCUUGAUACAGUCUUCGGUUCCCCAGCCCCUACCACCAGUGUUUACAACACCACCACUGCACAUGGGAGUGUGUUUGGCUCAGAGACUGGGGUGUCAACAGCACAAGCACAGCAGGCUCUGCCUGGCAUGGCUCACGGUUUCGGUGCACCUCCGUCAACUAAUCCGUUCGUGGCUCCUGGAGUGGCCCCUGCGGCACCUCCCACCAAUCCGUUCCAGAGCAACGGCAGAGUGGCUCAUGUGGCAGCAGCAGCAGCAUCAUUCGGCACAGGCUCCAUGAGUAUGCCUUCUGGAUUUGGUAAUAGUGCUGGCUUCAACCUUCCCACCAGCUUUAGUGGAACUUUCCAGCAACAAUUUCCUGGGCAGGCUCCUUUCCCUCAGCCUCCUGCAUAUCCCCAACAACCCAACGGUGGAGGAUAUCCAGCCUUUGGCCAGGCCAAGCCUGUUGUGACUCCUUUCGGCCAGGCAAUGGCUGGGCCUAUGCUCUCAAGCAACCCUUUCCUGGGUGCGGCUCCACCUGCACAGUAUCCGACAGGAGGCUCCUCUACAAAUCCCUUCUUAUAGCGGUUCAUUCAAUCAGCUGCACUACAGGGUCAACAACUGGCGCGCUUGCACCUAUUGCACUGUUUUGUUUCACAAGUAGCUUUAAAAACACAAUGUUUGUAAGGAUUUGUAUUUUCUAUCGCAGUUUGUCCCUGAUGGAAUGAAACGACAGACAGUAGUGCCGCCGCCGUCUACGGCUACAACACAAUUGAUGGUGUGUGCAGAGGGAGAGGUUGAUCCCCUCGUCUCUAUUUAACCGGUGAACUGAACUGGCCUCCACUGAGCCACAAUGUAUAAUCAAACUGGCUGAAAACUAAGUUAUUGCAUUCAAUAUAUUUCAUUUGUUAUGCUGCAUUUCUGUACAUAUUGUUUUCUUUUAAGAAAUUAGCUCUUUUUGCAUAUCAGUAUUUGUAUCUAACACAAGAUUUGUGAAGACGGAGCUGUUGCUUGGAAAGGCUGAUGGGUACUGCCAGUUACCGUCAUUUGUAAAGAGCCUGUCUAUUUACGCAGGAUUCCUUUUAAGGUAAACUGUUCUCACUUAAGAAAAAAAGAAUGCAUAUUCUGCUGUUGAGAUAAGGGGGGGAAGAAAGUGAAUGUUGCAUCAUGGAUGAGUAGGGGACUUAUUUCUCUGCCAUCUCCUGCCCUGCUGACCCAGGUCCUAAUACUGUUGUGAACCACAUCCAUGUGUGAGUAAUGAACUGAAAACCACUUACGUUGGGUAUGAGCAGAUUUUAAGUUAAUAUGUAAAUAUAUACAGUAUAUAUAUAUUAAAAUGAAUUUUAAGUAAGAAGAAAUGACCAAACCAUUCAUUUAUAUGGAUUGUAUGGAAAUCUUGUAUAUUUGUUUUGUAUAAAGAAAAGAUCUAUA
Platichthys flesus (European flounder) is the source of this 2848-nucleotide messenger RNA. RefSeq names its product ArfGAP with FG repeats 1a (gene agfg1a). NCBI's taxonomy places the organism in Eukaryota, Metazoa, Chordata, Actinopteri, Pleuronectiformes, Pleuronectidae. The transcript has 14 exons. Gene Ontology annotation, molecular function: GTPase activator activity. The record is from RefSeq and is a predicted model, not a curated record. The coding region runs from base 218 to 2002 and encodes 594 amino acids.